AGUUGCUAGAAUGUUGUUUUGAAAUUAACUUCACUUGAUUCUAGUUUGUUCCGGAUUUCGUGCGCAUCCUAACCGCUAUCCAGUCAUCGCUUAGUCUGUGUACCGUCCAGUUCAUUAGUUUCUGAUCUGGGAAGAAGUAUGCAGUGAAGGGAAAUUAGCAAAGACAAAAGGAGUGUUUCCCUCCCAGGAAAUAGUUAACACGUGAGGCGAGAAGGAUUUUGACCGCUCCUGCCUCCAGUCCUCGCUGCGCCACUCUGUAUUCAAGAUGAUUGAGAAGAUGAGUUUGACAGUUGAAGCUUCAAAGCUUCUUGAUUUCAACCAGAAGCUUGACAUACCCCUUUUGGAUAAUGUUAUUGGCUUUAUGUACAAUGGAAUUGGGGAACAGCAACGGAUAGCACAGGAGGUCCUCACAACCCUGAAAGAACAUCCUGAUGCUUGGACUCGUGUUGAUGCUAUUCUGGAAUAUUCACAAAACCAACAGACAAAGUACUAUGCGUUGCAGAUCCUUGAACAAGUUAUUAAUACGAGAUGGAAGGUUUUACCUCGAGAUCAAUGUGAAGGUAUCAAGAAAUAUAUAGUCAAUGUUAUUAUUAAAUUGUCCAGCACACCAGACUCUCUUGACAGAGAGAAGGUUUAUUUGAAUAAGCUGAAUAUGAUUCUUGUACAGAUUCUGAAGCGUGAGUGGCCUAAAAACUGGCAGUCAUUCAUCCCAGACAUUGUUGGAGCAAGUAAAACCAAUGAAUCUAUGUGCCAGAAUAAUAUGGUUAUACUGAAACUGUUAUCUGAGGAAGUGUUCGACUUUUCUACUGGACAGAUGACACAGACCAAGGCAAAGCACCUCAAGGAUACCAUGUGCUCAGAAUUUCAACAAGUUUUCCUUCUCUGUGUUUUUGUCAUGGAAAACUCCCAGAACCCAACGCUUGUUAGUGCCACACUAGAAACUCUUCUCAGGUUUCUCAACUGGAUUCCUCUUGGUUAUAUUUUUGAGACCAAGUUAAUCAGUACCCUUAUAUACAAGUUUCUAGGCCUUCCACUGUUUCGGAAUGUGACACUCAAGUGUCUGACAGAGAUAGCUGGUGUUGCUGUUCCUUCAUAUGAUGAAUCUUACAUUAUGAUGUUCUCCCAGACUAUCACACAGCUGCAAGAGAUGCUGCCAUUAGAAACAAAUAUUAGAGAAGCAUAUGCUAAUGGCCAAGAUGCAGAACAGCAGUUUAUUCAGAAUCUGGCUCUGUUCUUAUGCACCUUCCUUAAGGAGCGAGGAUCAUUGGUGGAGCGUAAACAACUUAGUGAAGCUUUGCUCAAGGCAUUGCAGUACCUGAUUUUGAUAUCCGAAGUAGAAGAUACAGAAAUAUUCAAAAUUUGCCUGGAGUACUGGAACGCACUCGCUUCUGAUUUAUAUCGAGAAUCCCCGUUCUUACCCCCAACUGGUGCAUCCCCACUUUAUCUUCCAAGACCAAACUCAAGACGACAGUUUUAUCAACCAAUUCUAACGAAGGUGAGAGCCUUGAUGAUUAGUCGGAUGGCUAAACCUGAAGAAGUGUUGGUUGUAGAGAACGAGCAGGGCGAGGUAGUAAGAGAAUUUAUGCGUGACACCGACUCAAUUAAUAUGUACAAGAACAUGAGAGAAACUCUUGUCUACCUCACUCAUUUAGACUACGCUGAUACAGAACGCAUCAUGACAGAAAAGUUGGCAAAUCAGGUAAAUGGCACUGAGUGGUCUUGGCGAAAUCUUAACACCCUCUGUUGGGCUGUAGGGUCCAUUAGUGGGGCCAUGCCUGAAGAAGACGAGAAACGUUUCUUAGUGAUAGUGAUAAAGGAUUUACUGGGGCUGUGUGAACAGAAAAGAGGCAAGGACAAUAAAGCAAUCAUUGCCUCAAAUAUUAUGUACAUUGUUGGACAGUAUCCUAGAUUUCUUCGUAUACACUGGCGCUUCCUCAAGACUGUCAUCAACAAACUUUUUGAAUUCAUGCAUGAAACUCAUGAUGGUGUUCAGGAUAUGGCAUGUGAUACAUUCAUCAAGAUUGCUCAGAAAUGUCGCCGUCAGUUUGUACAGAUGCAAGUUGGAGAAGCCAUGCCCUUCAUUGAGGAAAUACUUUCAUCUAUUAAUUCAAUCAUUUGUGAUCUGCAACCACAACAGGUUCACACUUUCUAUGAAGCAGUUGGUUACAUGAUUAGUGCACAAAGUGACCAAGUUGUUCAAGAACACCUCAUUGAGAAGUAUAUGAUGCUACCCAACCAGGUUUGGGAUGAGAUCAUCAACCAGGCAUCAAGGAAUGUUGACAUUUUGAAAGACCCAGAUGUUGUGAAGCAGCUAGCAAAUAUUUUAAAGACCAAUGUAAGAGCAUGCAAGGCUUUAGGACAUCCAUUUGUGUCUCAGCUUGGACGCAUCUAUCUUGACAUGCUGAAUGUUUACAAGGUUAUGAGUGAGAAUAUCAGUGCAGCUAUUGCUCUUAAUGGUGAAGGGGUCACUAAACAGCCUCUCAUCAAGUCCAUGCGUGUAGUAAAGAAAGAAACUCUAAAACUCAUCUCUGGAUGGGUGUCUCGAUCAGAUGACCAUUCAUUAGUUCUGGAUAACUUCAUUCCACCUCUGCUAGAAGCAGUUUUAAUGGAUUAUCAGCGAACUGGUGUUCCCUCAGCACGAGAACCAGAAGUUUUAUCCACAAUGGCCACAAUCGUAAAUAAGCUAGAGUCACACAUAACGCAGCAAGUUCCCAAAAUAUUUGAUGCAGUUUUUGAAUGUACAUUGUCAAUGAUCAACAAAGACUUUGAAGAGUUCCCAGAGCACAGAACAAAUUUCUUCCUUCUUUUACAGGCCGUCAAUACACACUGCUUUACGGCUCUACUUAGUAUUUCACCAGCCCAGUUCAAGCUUGUGCUGGAUUCCAUUAUAUGGGCAUUCAAACAUACAAUGCGUAAUGUAGCUGAUACUGGCUUGCAAAUCCUUUACCAGUUACUGCAGAAUAUCUCAACUCAAGACAGUGCUGCCAGCAGCUUCUAUCAAACGUACUAUACAGACAUCUUACAGCAUAUCUUCUCUGUUGUGACAGACUCGUCACACACUGCUGGAUUAACGAUGCAUGCAUCCAUAUUGGCAUACAUGUUCACCUUGGUGGAGCAGAAUCGCAUUACUAUCAGUCUGGAUGCUGCAAAUUCUAAUGCACCUAGUACAAACAAUGUUACAUACGUACAGGGCUUUGUGGCAAACCUUCUCAAGGCUGCAUUCCCUCACCUCACAGAAAAUCAAAUAAAGAUUACAGUGCAGGGCAUGAAUGACCUCAAUCAAGAUAUUCCAGGUUUUAAGGAGCAUCUCAGAGACUUCCUUGUACAAAUUCGAGAGGUGACGGGAGAUGAUGACAGUGACCUUUAUCUAGAGGAGAGAGAGGCAGCGCUAAGGUUGGCACAGGAAGAGAAACGUCGUGUCCAGAUGAGUGUACCGGGUAUUCUAAAUCCACAUGAAAUUCCAGAGGAGAUGCAAGAUUAGGUAUAAGCCACCUCACAGCUUGGAGAUCCCAUAAUAGUUUUGCUGAUGACAGCACUCAUGUCCAUAUGAUUUUGGUCCAAUAUUGUUUUGCAACUCACAGGAUGUUUAGACGGGUAUUGAAAAACCCAAAAGUGUGAUUAUUGGUUCUGAAUUGCUGCAGUAGUGAAACAGUUCAAAAUUCAUUUGAGAAAAUGAAGCAUUGCCUGUAGUAAUUUAUGAAGUCAAGCAUCUUUGUGGGUUCAAAGCUAAACUAUGUUAUGCCUGAUAAAAAUCGGACACAGCAUGUUGGCACAGUUGCCAUUUCAUAAUUCAUAAAAAAAAUUAUAAUGUAAAGCUUAAAAAAGAAUUAAUUUUUAUGGAGCUGUUGCCCUGCAAGAUGGUAGACUUGGUUGCUAACUCAGUCAUUAUUAAACUGUUACAGUUUUCUAAAUGUAUUUGAUUCUGUAAUUUGAUUUUCGUUAUUAUUAUUAUUGGCUCAGAAUUUAGAAGUGUUAGGGUAUUUACUAUAUGUGAUCAGUCAUAGCAUACUAAGUCUUCACCAGUCUGUCAAAAAGCAUCUAGUUUUGAGAAUUAGAUGUUUUGAUAGAAAAUUUUUACUGUCUUGCUACCAUAUCCAGAGUAGACAUUGUUAAACAUCCUUGUUUUUGUUUUUUCUUGAUCUUUUUCACCAGUAUUUGUGUAGAUGAUGAGGGACUCACAGUUAUUCUCGUUAGGAUAAGUUAGAAAAGUUUUUUUCUGCAGCUAUUGUACUUCAGUUAUUCAUUGUGAGGUAGACCAUAUAUGUUAUCCAGUGGUAUUGCCUAGAGCUAACUGCUGCCAAGUUACUCUGCAGUUAAGUUAAUGUAUUCUAUUGCAUUUACCAGUGUACAAAAUAUGAUAGUGGAAAUAUAUACUAAUUUUUUUUAAUUGGUAAUGGCCAUCAUAUCACAGGUGAAUUCACUGCAGUGCAUUUACAUCAGACCACUCUUUUUUAUUAUAAUUAUUAUAAUUACAGUCUUGGUAUAUGAAUUGUGAAAAAUUUACUCUUACGAUAGUCAUUUUACUUGGAUAUUAAGAGCGGAGGUUAUAUUUGAUGAAUAUUAUGUUAUGGGGUGCACCUUGACCUGUUUUAACCCCCAUAAAUGUACAAGUCUUAUUGUGGCAGCAAAGAAAUUUCUUAGUACAAUUUAGUUGCGAUAUUUAUUAAUAUGAGGAUGUUUAAUAUGGAGCACUUUGCAUUGGUAGCUUGGAUUGGUAUUGUUCUGGGUACAGAAGGAAAUAGUGAAACCUGGAUAGCCCAAAGGGUUUAAAGUCGGUCCUCAUUUUUGUAGGGGAUGAGCUAGUGUUGAGGAAAUUUUGUCAUUUUCUCAGUUUUCCAGUUUCUUUUUCUUUUAAAAUGUUUUCAGUUGUUGAAAAUUUAUAUGCAUGAUUAGGAGGUGAAGUUGUAGAAAUCUGUUAGUGUGCAAGAGCUGUGAAACCAUUUGUACCUAUUGAAGCUAGAUGGCCCAGGUAGGGACUUUGGUAUUUGUGUUACAAAUAACUUAAGGUUUCUGAUGUAUUGUAUGAAUCAGUGUUUUGAAUAAGGGAGCAGCACUUUAUUUUCUUCAGCUGCACCUUCUGUUUGACCAAAGUAUAUGUUUUAUGAAUGCAAGGAGUGCUUAUAAUUCAAUGGAUUUUUGUUUUCUGGUAGUGUUAUGUGAGUGAACUGUCAAAGGUUUGGAUAAGCCCAAGAGAUGUGGUAAGUAACACAGGUAUGGACAUCAUUUAUUGUUUUGGAAUUGUUGCUAAAAAUUGUAUUUUUUUCUUUGUUAAUACUCUCUUAUGUACUUACUUUACUUCUUAGCAGGGGGGAACAUUUCAAACUGCAUGAAUAUUAACUAUAGAUCAUAGUAGAUUUUGGAAGUGAUUAUGUUGGUCUCACAUGUCAUAAUUUCACUGUUGAUAGUAAUUUAUAUCAAUAUAUUAAUGUUUCACAUUUUUCAACAUUGACUUUGGGGAAAAUCUUAUAACUGUCCCAGUGUGAGUGGGUACCCCCUAAUAAUGAAUAUCAUCAAACUACUCCAUUGGUAAAAGAUUAUUGAUACCCUGGAUCGUGAUUUUUUCUUCAUAUAAUUUGCAAUUAAUUUUUAUUUCAUGAUUAGUGAUGCCUAUCAUGAGAAAUGAAUUUGUUUUGAUUAAUUUGUAGUUAAUGCAUAAAGGAUAUUGAUGCAUGUCAUAAAGAUAGAUAUUUAUUUUGAGCACUUCCUAGCUUGAAUUGCCAUUUGAAGUCCAAAUGGCGAGAAUAAUAACUGUAUUUGUUACCUUAGUAAGAAUGUUUUGCAUAUUUAGGUUGUGGCCAAUAGAUAUAUAGUGUUAAAACUCAAGAGCUGGGAUUGCAUUAUUAAUCAAGGCAAUAUUAAGAAAAUUGACUCAAAGGAUGCAGUUAAUUUACAUUGGUUCUUGAGUUCUUGCCAACUUUAGUGGCCCUGACUUGUUUGAUAAAGUGAAUUUUUAGCUUUCAUAAAAAAAAGAUUGGUAAGAAAUUUAUUUGAUAAUGAAGGGAGAAUACUGUAUACAUAUGUAAGAAAUAUAAUAACGAAGGGAUUAUAUACACAUGGAAGAAAUUUAUAUAAUGAAGAGAGAAUAUACAUAUGCUUCAAGCUUUGCUCCUUGGAUAUUGGUUGUUUGUACCUAGGAGCCACUACUGUUGAGGAAACAUCUUUCCUCUGUCAUUGGACUGUUGCAUUUGUACAUUGCUUUGUACCCAAAUUAAUGUUUCAAAGUGACAAGGUAAAAUUUUUUGGAAACUUGAUUAUACUGCAUUGGAUUCCUUGGCCUUUGUGAGUGAAAAUUUAUAAUUUAUUUAUUUUAUUAUUAUUAUUACACUAUUAUUAUUAUUUUAAUACGGAUGUCAUAAAUGCUGGAAAACUUAGGUGCUGUAAGCAUUUGUAUAGUUUUUGCUUAUGACUACUGUGUGGCAAUUACAAGAAAAAUAAGUGUGUGUGUGUGUGUAGAUAAUGUCUUGUCAAGAGGCAUUAGUUAAAUUUUUAAAAGUACUGUAACUUAAAUCUUGGGCAGAAAACCUGCUAUUGUGUGCCUGUUUGGAGUGGCAGUUUAUUUAAUUAUUUUUUUCUUUUUAAUAUUGAAAUUCAAAUGGGUGUUGGGUUUUUUGGAUAAAUGUUUAUCUUUUGAAAAAGUUUUAGUUGUCUCAGUCUUCAAGUAUGUGUGUACUACUUUAACUCUUGGAUGUGCACUUUGGGAACAAUCAAAUUUUAAACUGAGGAGGAGUGAGGAGAUCUCAUGCAUUUUGGAAUUUAGUUAUGUUGUAUAAUCACAAUAUUUCACAUAACACUAUCAAUUUUCUAUUUCAGUCUUAGCACUUGGUAUGAAUAUCUUCUUGUUCAUUAUAUUUUUGGAACUGCCUCGAUUGUGAGGUUGUGUGUAAGUAAUUUAUUUUGAACAAUUCUCUGUAUUGAAUGUAAGAUAGUAUUGUACUGCUCAUGCAACCUGUUCUCUUUCUUGUUUUCUUGUCAAUGCUAUUCUUAAGGGGCCAUGUUGGCAUAGUCAGUCCCUACAUGCUUAUUGUAAGUGGGAAAGAGAAAUUACUUAAUUUUCCAUCUGUGCAUUACGCUUAUGUUUUCCUUUGAGUGUCAAAAUUUAAUUUCAAAUAAGGCUACAUAUAUCUUGUAUAUUUAGUGGUGUAGGAGAGGAUUCCGAAGAAACUGGUAUCUUAUAACUUAGAUCAUCAUGUAAUAAAACCAGUGUUGACAUCAAGGUUAAUUGAGUUUAUCUCAGGUGUUAUUUGAGUUCAAUUUACCUUGAUAGUUCACUUGGCAUUCUUAUAUUGUGAUGACUAAGUAAGUUUAAUAUAAGGCCUCCAUUCUUGUACUAGAAGAUUUUGGGUUUAUAAUUAGUUGUCCCAGUUUUCAAUAUUACCAGAUGUGCAUAAAGCCCUCUUAUAUGACUUGCUGUAGUUUGUGGAUUGGUAUAAGACGAGCAACUAAAGGUUUUGCCCUCAAAUUGAGAGCAUCCUUUUGUAGACAAAAUUAGAAAGUCAAUAACUGAGCAACUAAUUUAAUGAGUUGCAAGUGUCUGGUCACCUCCACAGAAAUGUCCCUUAGCGGUAAUGGAUGUAGAUUUUGCACGUGAGGGGAGUUAAGGACCUCUCAAAAGUUGUCUGUUGAGAUAACUAGGUGAUUACACCAACAGCAGUGUAGUAUGUGUGGGCAACUGGAGGACAGAAGUAACCUAUAAGUGGGCACAAAACACAAGUUAGGAUAAUUAUUGCAAAACUUGACCUAUAAAACACCCACAGGUUAUAAUGUACUUCCAACCCCUUAGUAUGUUUGUCGUGUGUAUCUUCAGUGCGUUAAGAUUAGUCGCACUAUCUCUGUUUUAAGAGAUGGGAAGUGUAGUGUGACUGAUCAUUUUGAUAUUCUGCUAUUUGUGCAAAACUUAGCAAAAUAAGAAAAUAUUUUACAAGA
Molecule: messenger RNA, 7923 nt
Organism: Homarus americanus (American lobster)
Lineage: Eukaryota; Metazoa; Arthropoda; Malacostraca; Decapoda; Nephropidae
Gene: emb
Product: exportin-1-like
Exons: 19
Coding region: 266-3481 (1071 amino acids)
Biological process (GO): protein export from nucleus; ribosomal large subunit export from nucleus; ribosomal small subunit export from nucleus
Cellular component (GO): cytoplasm; nucleus
Molecular function (GO): nuclear export signal receptor activity; small GTPase binding
Source: RefSeq, a predicted model, not a curated record